Messenger RNA from Antrostomus carolinensis (chuck-will's-widow), 1533 nucleotides. Its product is annotated as cryptochrome-2. The transcript has 10 exons. Lineage: Eukaryota; Metazoa; Chordata; Aves; Caprimulgiformes; Caprimulgidae. Gene Ontology annotation, biological process: circadian regulation of gene expression; entrainment of circadian clock by photoperiod. Gene Ontology annotation, cellular component: cytoplasm; nucleus. The coding region runs from base 1 to 1533 and encodes 510 amino acids. The record is from RefSeq and is a predicted model, not a curated record. Gene Ontology annotation, molecular function: deoxyribodipyrimidine photo-lyase activity; DNA binding; FAD binding.
AUGCAGCACAAUUCCAUCCACUGGUUUCGGAAAGGUCUCCGGCUACACGACAACCCGGCGCUGCUGGCAGCGGUCAGGGAUUCCCGCUGCCUUCAUCCCCUCUUCAUCCUCGACCCCACCGACGCGCCACCAGGCGCCAACGCCCGCCGGUUCCUCCUCGAUUCCCUGUGGGAUCUGGAUGGGAACCUGCGGAAAAUGGGUUCCAGGUUGCUGGUGGCAUGGGGUUGCCCACAGGAGGUGUUCCCCCGGCUCUUCCACGCGUGGAGGACCACGAGGUUGACCUUCGAGGUGGACACUGAACCAUCCGCCCGGCGCCGUGACGCUGCCGUGGCCGAGCUGGCGGCCCAGCACGGUGUGGAGGUGAUCCAGGAGGUGUCCCACACCCUCUAUGACACCCAGAGAGUCCUCGCCCUGAACGACGGCAAAGCCCCCCUGACCUACAAGCACCUGCAGAAGCUCCUGGUGUCCCUUGGACCACCGGAAAAGCCGGUACCGGCGCUCACACAGGAGCAUCUUCAGGGUUGCCACACCCUGUGCCAGCUCAGCCAUGACACCAACUACGACGUCCCCACCUUGGAGGAGCUGGGCCAGGACCCCAAUGAGGUGGGUCCUCACCUCUACCCCGGCGGUGAGACAGCGGCGCUCGCCCGGCUCGACACCCUCAUGGAGAAGACGACCUGGGUGUGCAGCUUCAAAAAGCCCGAGACAGAACCCACCUCGUUGAUCCCCAGCACCACCGUCCUCAGCCCCCACCUCAAAUUCGGCUGCUUGUCCGUCCGCACCUUCUGGUGGCGGCUGGAUGAGAUCUACCAGGGGCACUCCCAGCCCCCCGUCUCCUUGCACGGACAGCUCCUCUGGAGGGAGUUUUUUUACAUGGCCGGAGCUGGAAUUCCCAACUUUGACCGGAUGGUUGGCAACCCCAUCUGCUUGCAGGUCAACUGGGAUGACAACCCCCAGCAUCUCCACGCCUGGAGGGAGGGCCGGACGGGCUAUCCCUUCAUUGACUCCAUCAUGACCCAGCUGCGCACCGAGGGCUGGAUCCACCACCUCGCUCGACACGCCGUUGCCUGUUUCCUCACCCGUGGAGAUCUCUGGAUCUCCUGGGAAGAAGGUUUGAAGGUCUUUGAGGAGCUUCUGCUAGAUGCCGACUGGUCCCUCAACGCCGGUAACUGGUUGUGGCUGUCGGGCAGCGCCUUUUUCCACCGUUACUUCCACGUCUACUCGCCCGUCGCCUUCGGCAAGAAGACAGAUCAGGAUGGAGCAUACAUUCGAAAAUAUCUCCCCAUCCUCAAGGAUUUCCCCGCCGAGUAUAUCUACGAGCCCUGGAAAGCACCACGGGCCGUGCAGGAGAGAGCAGGAUGCCUGGUGGGCACCCACUACCCCCAACCCAUCGUGGAGCACGGGGUAGUGAGGGAGAGGAACAUGGGGCGCAUGAAAGCAGCUCGUGCCCAGAAAGGCACCAAGCGGGAGCCACCAGCCGACCCCUCGGUGGACAAAUCACGAAGGAAAAAGCCCAAAGCCGAGCGGUGCUGA